UUAUGGCCAUGUUGCCCUUCCUUAUUGUGGCCGUGGUCCAGGCCAAUGUUUCCUUGAAGAGACUGAAUAAGUUCCUCAACGCUGACGAACUGGACCUGAACAGUGUAUCAAGGGACGCCACACAGGAGAGUCCUGUUGUGAUCAAGAAUGGGACGUUCGCGUGGGGCGGCGGUGAGGAGGAGAGCCCGGCGCUGAGAGACAUCGACUUCACCGCACCCGAGGGCGCCCUGGUGGCCGUCGUCGGCACCGUCGGCGCCGGCAAGUCCUCCCUCUGCUCCGCUAUACUGGGCGAGAUGGACAAGCUCUCCGGCACAGUGAAUGUUAAG
Molecule: messenger RNA, 326 nt
Organism: Procambarus clarkii (red swamp crayfish)
Lineage: Eukaryota; Metazoa; Arthropoda; Malacostraca; Decapoda; Cambaridae
Source: RefSeq, a predicted model, not a curated record